Jaculus jaculus (lesser Egyptian jerboa) is the source of this 5578-nucleotide messenger RNA. RefSeq names its product ADAM metallopeptidase with thrombospondin type 1 motif 5 (gene Adamts5). Bases 1130 to 3958 code for a protein of 942 amino acids. The transcript is spliced from 9 exons. Gene Ontology annotation, biological process: extracellular matrix organization; proteolysis. The record is from RefSeq and is a predicted model, not a curated record. NCBI's taxonomy places the organism in Eukaryota, Metazoa, Chordata, Mammalia, Rodentia, Dipodidae. Gene Ontology annotation, molecular function: zinc ion binding; metalloendopeptidase activity.
GAGCGCGCCUGGGCUGGGAAAUGAGAAGGCAGGGAACCGGGUGCCUGGACCUUUGGGCAGCGAGGGGACGCAUUGGCAUCUCCGAGCUUUGGCGGGUGGAUGGAGUUGCAAGGCCAGAGUGCAUGGACCGCAGGCAAAAGGGAAAAACGUGGGGCAAGAACUUCCCACCGAAGGCAAGAGCAGCAAGCGAGAAGGAGACAGGGAAAGAUUUGCAAUGCCCCCAUAACUUCAAAACCACUCCAAAACAGCCCUUCAGGAGAUGAGGAUGGCAUGCCGCUAUAAAUUCAUUGUUCCACCUCCUCGCAUCCUCACAGCGCUCGCGCUGCUCCCGGGGCUCGCAGCAGUCGACUGGGGAUGACGGCGGGCGGCAGGACGCGGCCGGGCAGCGGACAGAGCGGGGACGCGCCGCUCCACCAGGCCGCCUCCAGGGAUUUGAUUUCAAUUUUAUGGCAUUUUUCCGUCUCUUUUUUGCCCUUGCUCCUGGUUCCAGCAGAGAAACCCACAAAAUAAGAAAGGAAGUGGGCCGGGGAGCUUGGAACCUCUGCAGCGGGAGAGUCCUCAGCAGCGAGGGGGCGGGAGGCGGCGCGCACCAGUUGCGGCCCGGGUGCGCUAUACCCACUUGAACUUUUUUGUUGUUGUUGCUUUUGUUUUUGCGUGCAUUGAUUGUGGCUGUUUGGGGUUUCUUGCUUCUUUUUCUCUUAUUUGCUGAAUCCUCACCACCUGGCUUUUCCUUUCUUCCCUCUCUCUCUCUCUCUCUCUCUCUCUCUCUCUCUCUCUCUCUCUCUCCUCUCUCUCUUUUUCUCCUCUCUCUCCCACAAAUCCAAACAUUUUCCACACCAACAAAGAAAAGUUCGCACUCUUAGCACCAGGGUCGGGACAGGUUGGCCGCGCGCUACUGUGGGUUCCCCCCCCCUCCACCCCACUCUGCAACACUUGACUCUCAACCUUGCAAGCAAGUGUGUGUGCGCGCGCGCGUGUGUGCGUGUGUGUGCGUGUGUGUGCGUGUGUGUGUGUGUGUGUGUGUGUGUGUGUGCGCGCAUCCCCCCCCCCCACCCCUGCAACUUCCCUGGCAAAUAGCAAAUACCCCUGGAGCCCCCGUGGCGCAGCCCCUCCCCGCGGGCAGCGCACUAUGCGGCUCGGGUGGGCGUCCCUGCUGCUGCCGCCGCUGCUGCUGCUGCUGCUGUGCGCGUGCUGCCCGUCCCUGGCCGCCGCCAGCCCCGCCGCGGCACCUGCCCAGGAUAAAGCCGGGCAGCCCCGGGCUGCUGCAGCGGCCGCCCAGCCCGGCCAGCGGCAGGGGGAGGAGACGCGGGAGCCCGCGGAGCCUCGGGGCUCCUAUCUUCCCGCCCCGGCCGCGCCGCCGCAGCGCCGGAGCAGCGGGCUGGUGCAGAACAUCGACCGACUCUACUCGGGAGGCGGCAAGGUGGGCUACCUGGUCUACGCGGGCGGCCGGAGGUUCCUGCUGGACCUGGAGAGGGACGACUCGGUGGGCGCUGCCGACUUCACUCCCGCAGGAGGAGGGCUGAGCUCCUCCGAGCGCCACCGGGGCCGCUGCUUCUACCGGGGCACCGUGGACGGUAGCCCUCGAUCCCUGGCUGUCUUUGACCUCUGCGGGGGUCUUGACGGCUUCUUCGCGGUCAGGCGCGCGCGCUACACCCUCAAGCCUCUACGGCGCGGGCCCUGGGCAGAGGCAGAGACCGGACGAGUGUAUGAUGGGAAUGGAUCUUCGAGGAUCCUACACAUCUACACCCGGGAGGGUUUCAGCUUCGAGGCCCUGCCACCACGCACCAGCUGCGAGACCCCUGCGGCCCCCACUGGCUCCCACCAGAGACCCCAGGCGCCAGGUAGUCACCGCAGACGCAUGGCUUUGGCCCUCCCGAGGCUCCCGGACCAGGACCACCGGUCGGCUGGGGACCCGGGACCACAGACGUGGUGGAGGAGGCGGCGUCGCUCCAUCUCCCGGGCCCGCCAGGUGGAGCUGCUCCUGGUGGCUGACUCGUCCAUGGCACGGAUGUACGGUCGGGGCCUGCAGCAUUACCUCCUGACCCUGGCCUCCAUCGCCAACCGGUUGUACAGCCACGCCAGCAUCGAGAACCACGUCCGACUGGCCGUGGUGAAAGUGGUCGUGCUGGGCGACAAGGACAAGAGCCUGGAGGUGAGCAAGAAUGCGGCCACGACUCUCAAGAACUUCUGCAAGUGGCAGCAUCAGCACAACCAGCUGGGCGACGACCACGAGGAACACUACGAUGCGGCCAUACUGUUCACUCGAGAGGAUUUAUGUGGACAUCAUUCAUGUGACACCCUGGGAAUGGCAGACGUUGGGACCAUAUGUUCACCGGAGCGCAGCUGUGCUGUGAUUGAAGAUGAUGGCCUCCAUGCUGCUUUCACUGUGGCUCAUGAAAUUGGACAUCUACUUGGUCUCUCCCAUGACGAUUCCAAAUUCUGCGAAGAGAACUUUGGCUCCACUGAAGAUAAGCGUUUAAUGUCUUCUGUCCUAACCAGCAUCGACGCAUCCAAGCCCUGGUCCAAAUGUACUUCAUCGACCAUCACGGAGUUCUUGGAUGACGGCCAUGGUAACUGUUUGCUAGACCUACCACGAAAGCAGAUUCUGGGUCCUGAAGAACUCCCAGGACAGAUCUAUGAUGCCACCCAGCAGUGCAACCUGACAUUUGGGCCUGAGUACUCUGUGUGUCCGGGCAUGGAUGUCUGCGCCCGCCUAUGGUGUGCCGUGGUGCGCCAGGGUCAGAUGGUGUGUCUGACCAAGAAGCUGCCUGCUGUGGAAGGGACACCCUGUGGGAAGGGCAGAAUCUGCCUUCAGGGCAAGUGUGUGGACAAAACCAAGAAAAAAUAUUAUUCAACUUCAAGCCAUGGAAACUGGGGUUCCUGGGGCCCCUGGGGCCAGUGUUCUCGCUCAUGUGGGGGAGGAGUGCAGUUUGCCUAUCGCCACUGUAAUAACCCUGCACCACGAAACAGUGGCCGCUACUGCACUGGGAAGAGAGCCAUUUACCGUUCCUGCAAUGUGAUGCCCUGCCCACCUAGUGGUAAAUCCUUCCGUCAUGAGCAAUGUGAGGCCAAAAAUGGCUAUCAAUCUGAUGCAAAAGGAGUCAAAACAUUUGUAGAAUGGGUCCCCAAAUAUGCAGGUGUCCUGCCGGGAGAUGUGUGCAAACUGACCUGCAGAGCCAAGGGCACUGGCUACUAUGUGGUCUUUUCUCCAAAGGUAACCGAUGGGACGGAAUGUCGACCAUACAGCAAUUCAGUCUGUGUCCGAGGAAGGUGUGUGAGAACUGGCUGUGAUGGUAUCAUUGGAUCCAAGCUACAGUAUGACAAAUGUGGAGUCUGUGGAGGAGACAAUUCCAGUUGUACAAAGGUCAUUGGAACCUUCAAUAAGAAAAGUAAGGGUUAUACCGAUGUUGUGAGGAUUCCUGAAGGAGCAACCCACAUAAAAGUCCGGCAGUUCAAAGCCAAAGAUCAGACGCGAUUCACUGCCUACUUGGCCCUAAAGAAGAAGAAUGGUGAGUACCUCAUCAAUGGCAAGUACAUGAUCUCCACCUCUGAGACCAUCAUCGAUAUCAAUGGGACUGUCAUGAACUACAGCGGGUGGAGCCACAGGGACGACUUUUUGCAUGGUAUGGGCUACUCAGCCACAAAAGAAAUUCUAAUCGUGCAGAUUCUUGCAACAGACCCAAGCAAAGCAUUAGAUGUCCGUUACAGCUUUUUUGUUCCCAAGAAAUCGACUGCAAAAAUAAACUCUGUUAUGAGCCAUGGCGGCAAUAAAGUGGGAUCGCCUACUCCUCUGCUUCAGUGGGUGACAGGCCCAUGGCUGGCAUGUUCUAGGACCUGUGACACAGGCUGGCACACCAGGACGGUGCAGUGCCAGGAUGGAAACCGGAAGUUAGCCAAGGGAUGCCUUCUCUCUCAGAGACCUUCUGCAUUUAAGCAAUGUUUGCUGAAGAAAUGCUAGCCUGUGGUUUUGCUUUCUAUGCACAAAGACACUUGGAGGACCCAUCACAGACAUAGUUGUGGUGAAGUGAAGUCUACCCAAUGCACAGAUAGCCAUGCUUCAAUGUUAUUCUCACCAGGAGUCAAAUUAUGAGCAGAAUCUGCUCUCUGUGACCAAAAGAAAAUGAACACUGCUUUGUGUCAUAAUGGUGACUUUGGAACAUAGAAAAGUCUGGGAGUUACAAGGAUCCCCUGGACCUACAAGAAUGAGACAAACAUGGACGAAUGUAGAAUCAGAGAACAUAUGAAGUUGGCAAAGCAAUCUUCCCCCUUUGUCACCUACCUCUUAUACAAUGUCUACAAAGGCAUCGUAAUCACUUUCACCCACAAUGCACAGUAGCUUAUUUUUACUGUUUGUAAAUACAUGCCCGCUUGCUAUGUCACUUUAUAUCUCUUGGUUCUAUUAAUAUAUAUUUCUAUAAAAAUGUGUUUGACCAAAGUAGGUCUGCAGCUACUUCCACCCCAAGUUGCCAGAAAGAGCUGUGGAUGAUAUACUGGAAAUUAAGAACUUGCUGCUGUGUAAUAAGACUUAGUAUAUUUUCUGACUGCAGGAAAUAACAUUCUUGUCAAAAACCCAUUUUGAAAGAAAGUAUCUUCUGAGUAAUUCUGGAAAGAAAAAGAAUCCUAGUGUGUCUGGUAAUUCAAAUACUUAUGCAGGUCUAUCUAUUCCAUAUUUGACUGCCUCUAUGUUUUUUCAGGCAGCCAGACAAAUUAAGGCAUAAUUAGGAUGUAGUAGUAUUUGCCUAUGCAUAUGUCAUCAGUAUCCAAGAGUAUAAAACUUGGUAUCAUUGUGUUGGAACUUAACUUAAGAACAAAAAGUUGUUACUGUUUCCCAAUUAUAUUUUCACAGCUGCUGACUUUCUAUGGCUCCAGUCUGAUAUGUAAUAAUGUGUAAUGUGCACAUAGAACACACAGCAUCAAUUUCAGUCACACCCAAUACUUUCAAUACUGGUAUACCUCUUACCAGCAAGCCUCUAAAAUGUUAUGUAUUUGCUUGUCUGUUUUGUUUAAAGGGUUCCAAACAACUGAUGUUGUAUACUACAUAUUGGCCUGGUUUAAUAGGAAUAUUAAAGAUUAUUUGCUAUUUUGCCACAGUUAGAAGGAACAAUUGUUAUUAAUGUGGUUAAUGCAAGAAGCAAACAUGAUUAGCAUUAUUAAUAAGACUGUUUCCACAGCAUAGGCAAUAAUUUCACAGAGCUUAAAUAUAAGUAUAUACCUACUAAUAUAUUAAAGAUUUGUUUUUCCAAUUGGUAAGUGUUUGGUUGUAUCAGUAAGUGUUCGAGUGACAAAAUGUAAGGAUUUUCAGGAAGGUUUUUCCGGUACAGGUAGGUGAUGCUUGAAUAGUUGCAUAGUUAAAAAUAUUUCAUCAUGAUACACAUAAUAUCCUUUAGAUUGUAAACAGCACAACUCCAUUCUGUAACUCAGAAAACAUAAGGCAUUAUAUUCCAUUGGGAUUUCUCUGUGAAAUACUGCAAAGCCAAUUGUUUUAUAUAAAUGUGAUAAUGAUCAUACCAAAUGUGCCUAUCUUAAAGAUUUACAUACAGAGAUUUUUGGGAAUCAUUUUUAAGUUCCAUUAAACAUA